Messenger RNA from Cavia porcellus (domestic guinea pig), 2644 nucleotides. RefSeq names its product KLF transcription factor 10 (gene Klf10). Gene Ontology annotation, molecular function: RNA polymerase II cis-regulatory region sequence-specific DNA binding; DNA-binding transcription factor activity, RNA polymerase II-specific. Gene Ontology annotation, biological process: regulation of transcription by RNA polymerase II. The transcript has 4 exons. Lineage: Eukaryota; Metazoa; Chordata; Mammalia; Rodentia; Caviidae. The record is from RefSeq and is a predicted model, not a curated record. The coding region runs from base 45 to 1547 and encodes 500 amino acids.
GCCCCCUCCCCCGCCCGCGGAGCGGAGCCGCCAGGGCUACCUGAAUGGGGCGGGGGCAGACGGCGCGCGGCGCGGCGGGAGCUGAGGGCGUCGAGGCUCCGGCUUGCGGUUCGGUGACGGCCAUGCUCAGCUUGGGUGCCGCGCUCCAGCGGGCUGCGGAGGACAGAAUGGAAGUGACUUGUGAAAAGCGCAAGGAGAGAAUGCACUCCUGGAAGAGUGACUACGAGGCGGUGGAGGCGCUCAUGGCUAUGAGCUGCAGCUGGAAGGCAGAUUUUAAGAAAUACCUGGAAAACAGACCUGUGACGCCAGCAUCAGACACCUCUGAGGAGGAGGGCCUGCUGCCCGGGACACCGGACUUCCACACCAUCCCCACAUUUUGUCUCACCCCGCCCUACAGCCCCUCUGACUUUGAACCCUCUCAAGUGUCAACUCUGAUGGCACCAGCGCCAUCUGCUGGACAUUUCAAGUCAUUGUCAGACGCCGCCAAGCCCCACAGUGCUGUACCUUUCAAAGAGGAAGAGAAGAGCCCUGCACUGGCCCUUAGACUUCCCAAGGCGCAGGCAACAAGCGUGAUCCGACACACAGCCGAUGCCCAGCCCUGCAGCCACCAGCCCUGCCCUGUGAAGACGACCAGCACCCAGAAUUACCAGGAUGGCUCUUUCCAGAGACUGCCCCACCCGAGUGCCGAGGUCACGAGGAAGACCGUGCCCUGCGCAGCUGUGUUGCCCAGCAGAGCCAAGUGCGAGCAGAAUGCACCAGUGGUUGUCAGUGACCAAGUGGCCACCACCCCUUGUAACUCCCCCGUGCCUUCCUUGGACACUGUCCUCCCCAGGGCCCGGCCCGGCUCCACAUCCCCGCAGCACCCCGCAGUGGCCUCUCCUCCUGCUGUGUCCACAGUGGGGGGGUCUCCACCACUGCCAGUCAUCUGCCAGAUGGUCCCCCUGCCUGCGCACAGCCCCAUGGUGACCACCGUCGUCCCCAGCGCUCCACCCAGCCAGCCGUCCCCUGUCUGCCCACCUGUGCUGUUCAUGGGCACCCAGGUACCCAAGGGCGCCGUCAUGUUCGUGGUGCCUCAGCCAGUGGUGCAGAACCCAAAGCCAGCACUGAGCCCACAUGGCACCAGACUGUCCCCCAUUGCCCCCGCACCUGGGCUCACGCCCUCUGCAGCUAAAGCAGCCCCACAGGUGGACUCCUCCAGGAUCCGGAGCCACAUCUGUGGGCACCCAGGCUGCGGCAAGACCUACUUCAAAAGUUCCCAUCUGAAGGCCCACAUGAGAACACACACAGGAGAGAAGCCGUUCAGCUGCAGCUGGAAGGGCUGCGAGCGCAGGUUCGCGCGCUCGGACGAACUCUCGAGGCACCGGCGCACGCACACCGGCGAGAAGAAGUUCGCCUGCCCCAUGUGCGAGCGGCGCUUCAUGCGCAGCGACCACCUGACCAAGCACGCGCGGCGCCACCUGUCUGCCAAGAAGCUCCCGAACUGGCAGAUGGAGGUGAGCAAGCUCAGCGACACCCCGCUGCCCCCGACACCCACGCCCGCACAGUGAUGCGCCGAGGCGACCCGAAACUCACGACUCACUUUGACUUUGUCACAGCCAGAUCGGGACAGGCGCCAAGUCUGCCCUGGUGGGAUCCAGAAGCAGGGACCCAUCCUGGAUAUUGUGGCAGGCAGAGCUGUGGCCGCCUGCAGGCCCCAGUGCAGUUGUCACUGCUGUCACACAAAGCACAGCUCCUCUGAGUGAUGGGUCCUGUCCAGGUCUCCGGGGGAGGUCUGUCACUCCCGUGCUUAGAGGUGGCACUUGGGGCCAGCCUCUGGAAGCGAUCCUCCUGGGCCCGGGUUCUGGAGCGCAGGCGGAGGUGCGGAUGAGCCUGGGGCAGUGGCGCCUGAUGGUCCGUCCACCACCGUGGGGUCAGGUGCUGACCACGCUGGCGCCGGCACUCAGGCAGAGAGGGCACGGGGCCCUUGGUAACUUGUUGCUUGGACAUGGAGCUACGGUUUCCCCACCACUUACUGUUUUGAGAGUUUAACAGAUGACUCUGUGUAGGCACUUUACUACGCUUCCCACUUCAGUUUGCCUGCAGUUUCUUGUGUAGAUCUGAAAACUGUGUCCCAAUGUGUUUGCGGUAGGCUCAGUUACCCGCACUUUGUUUAGGAAACGAACUCUGAAGAUAAACACAUAAGGUGAAGAAGGGAUGUGGAGAAUUUUAGGUGACUCCUUGAGAAGGACGGAGCAGAGUGGAUGUCAUGAGGAAGUGUGGUCGCUGAAUUACAAACUCGGUGGCCGUUACUCCUGGGCAGGCAAAGGUCCUGCUGAUUCUAAUUUCCUAGGAGUUUUUCAGAGACAUGGAAGGAGCGAGGCGGAACAUUUUUAGAACGUUUGAUUUUGUUAGCAGUAUUUCUGUUCUGUUUUGUGGUAUAGUGGGUGAUACAGCAGAAGAUACAAGUAAAUUCUUUGAAAUACAUUGUGAAAAAUGUCACUAUCUGAACAUACAAAAUUUUGUCUGUAUUUUGGGUGUAGAUUUUUGACAUCAAAACUUGGACCCUUGGAAGAAUUUUCUGUUAAAGAAAAAAUCCUCAUGAGAAUUUGCACAGUAUUUCUUUUGUUGUACUUGUUGUUUACAAUAAAGAAUUUCCUUUGCUAUA